ACUGGUGCAUGCGCAGCACAGGUGACAGCGUUGUAUCUCCAUGUUUUGUUUACAAAUAGUUAGAUUGUUGUUAGCCUAGAGAAAAUUUGCAACUACCUGAUACCUCUGAAAUCCGCCGGCCGCUGCGAAUUGUGAUCUGCGAUCGAUCGCCAGUCGCCACUCGCCGGUUGUAGUCGCCACUCGCCGCACGAGUGUAGUGUGUAUGACUACAAAGUACUGGAUUGAUGACGAUUGUAUACGGGAUACAGGACUAAAUAUUUAUCAAUAAAUCAUUGGUGCUUGGAAAUACUCUCUUUUCUAUUGAAGAAUGAGGAGUGAAGACUGGAGUGUUGAACAUUAAUGCAUUAUUACAACUAUCGAUGUAGAAGUAUCUGCAUCUGCGCAUUAACUGACCCUCAACUUGUGCCACAAAGCAUAACACAUUAUCGCCCUUAAGGAUAAGGACAUAAGGCUUACACUUCUAUACUUCAUAGACGAGUAUACAGUCUUAAGCCUUUUUACUUGUCUCUCUCACUAGUCAGUAGUCUUACUACCUGUUGGAUAAAUUCAAAUACCUAUCUAUAACAAUUUUGUUGUAUCAACUUCCUAGUUCUUUCUAUAGACGACAUUGUUAAGCACAUUACACGCUGUGAAAUACGACGCUAUUGUGAUCAUGGAAAACGAAGCUGAUAAACGAAUAAGACUUGCAAGACUAUUGUUGAAUCUUGGUCAUUCAUAUCUGCAUACUGUUGAAAUAGAAAAUUCAGAAGGAGAAAGUGGAGAAACUGAAUCUGGGGAAACUGAAGUCGAAGAAACUAAAUCUGGAGAAAAAGAAGUGCAAGCAAAAUGUAAUGUAAGUAAACAACAGAACACAGAAGAAGAGGAAGAACAAUUUGGUAAACAACAUAAUGGUAAAGUAAUUAAACAACAAGAAUUGGAAAAAAAAACAAAUCUAGAAGAUAUAACUCAGCAGUUGUCUAGAGAUAUACAACAAAAAUCUUGCGAAACUUUACCUGUUAAAGUUCACACAGAAAAACAUGACCUGGAAAAAGAAGUUGCAAAUAAAUCUAAUGAAAAGAAUCAUGAGUUUUUAAUUGACUUACCAAAAGAAUCCAAUAACACAGGUCAACAGAAGUUAGAAUGUGGAGUAGAUUUAAUAGGUGAAGUGCAAGAGGAAUUUAGUAAAAAACAGCAAAAACUCCAUACAGAUGACCAACCAAAAAUUGAUAAAGAUAAGGAACACGAAGGUGAUGAAAAACUAAUUAAAGAUUCUGAAAAUGAAAAAAAAGAAAUACAAAUUCAGUUACUAAUUGAAGUCCCGCCCAUGCCUGAUGAAGAAGUGGAAUUAUACUUAGAUGUGCAAGUUGAUUCAGAGUGUUUUAAAGAACUUAAUAUACAAAAGCAGGAAGUGCUUGGAGAAAAACAACAAACAAUUGAUAAAAAUCAAAAAGCAUUUGACACAAAUAUGAUGCACACGGAUCCCAAAUUUGAUGAAGUAAACAUAUCACAAGACAUUGAAAGACAUAUUCAAAAUAAAAUAAACCAAAAAUCAGAGCAAAAUAUGGAGGAAGGAGAAAUACAACCAGAAUUAAAUGAAAAUUUGCAAGAACAAUACAAUAUUGAUGUACAGCAUGAUGAUAAAGAAUUACAGCAAGAUGAUGAUGAAGAAGCACAAACAAAUAUCCAUAAGGAAACUAUGGACAAAAAUCAUAAAAGAAUACUACAAGAAAUCGAAUCACUUAUACGUGAUUUUAAAAAUAAAAAAAAGACUGAGAAUGAGAAAAAAACAUACAAUAUAAAUGAAGAUGAAAAAUGUGACGAUUUGACAGCAAAACGAAUUGCAAAAAUAACAAGAGAAAUUGAAGAAUUAGAGUUAGACAUGGAACAAGAGCAAGAUGAAGAAUUAGUAAAGGAAUAUAUUGAUGAAUUUAAUCGUAUGUUUUCAUCAGUUGUCAAAGAAAAAUUCUUAGAAAAACUACUUCUUUCAUUUAAUGAAGAUGCAGCACCAUAUUAUAAAAGAAUUGAUAAUUUGCUUAAUAAUUAUUUUCCAACUAAAUUAGAUACAACUAAUGAUAAAAUAUCAAUAGAUCCUACUUGUUCUAAAUUUAAUGAAGGUCCUAUAGAAAGGUCUGAUGUAGCCAAUGAUGCAUUUGAAGAAACACAAGAAAAGUCCGAUAAAAGAAUUGAAGAAGUAAAACAAGGGUCUGAUAUGUACAAAUUUGAAAUACUUCCAGAAGAAUCUGAUAUAGAAAUGGAAGAAUUUGAAAAUAAAGUAGUACAAGAAAUGCCUUACAUUGAAAACGAAGACGAAACACAAGAAGAAUCUGAUGUAGAUGUGGAAGGAUUAUCAAAUCCUGACAAUGAAGUAACAGGAGGCUUAGAUUGGAACUUACAAAUAGAGUCUGAAAUAAAUGCAGACGAAUCUGAUGGACAGUCAUUACAAGAUAGCGAAGAAGAAUUAGAAGAAUUAAAUGAAGAUGUAAACAUAGUAACUGAAAUAGUUUAUGAUUAUGAAGUUGAAGAAGAAGCAGAAUCUAGUUCAGUGGAAGAACUUGAUUCAAUUGAAAAAUCUGAUGCUACAAAUAAUGAAUUUAGUUCUAAAGAAAUAAAACAGUGUAGUGAUGAAAUACAACAGGAGAUUGAUAAAAAAGGACAAGUUAAAUGUAUUGGUAAAAUACAUGAAUUACAAGGAGAUUUACUAGAAAAAAUUGAUAAUGAUAAACCUGAGAAAUUUGAAGAUUUACAACUACAAAUGGAAAUAGAAAAUAUACAAGAUUUAGACGAAAUACCAUUAAAACUAAAAAUUCAGCAAGAACAAUUAGAAGAAAAAUUGCAUCAACAAAUGAAAACCUUUCAAGAAGAAUUCUAUAAAAAUUCAAAACUUGAGUAUGACAAAGAACAACAGUUAAAAGGUAAUACAUUAAAUGACCCUGUUUAUGAUAAACAGCAAAAAUUGUUUUAUGAACUAAAGGGCAAAUUUCUAAAAACAAAAGAAGAAUAUAAAGAUUUAGUACAACAAAAAAUGAUUGAAGCAUUACAACAAAAAGUUGAUGAAAAACAGUUACUAGAAAUGAAAGAAUUUCCAGAAGAGUUUGUUGAACCAAAUAUAGAAAUAGAUGAUCUCCACAAGGAAGUUUUGCAAUUACAACGUGAAUGUACUGAGUUAGAGCCAGAAUUUAGCUAUAAUAUACCAUUAGUUGUUGACGAAAAACCAAGCAAUAAGAAAACUCAAAAAGUCAAGUAUAAUUUGUAUGAAAAAUUAUUUGAAAUACACAAAAAAAAAUUAUGUUUUUUUGCUGAUUCUAAAGAGUGGCCUGAAAAAUAUUUAUACCCAUCAAGUUUGCUGGAUGAAUUAUUUGAUGAUCCUUCAGAGGUUAAUCCUAAUUUUUUUGUGAUCACGUUGUACUCUGUUGACAUUGGUUAUUCAAUUAAAAUAACCAUGAAUAAGAAUACACCACCAGUUGAAACUUUUUAUAGCUACGCUGAAGAUUCAAUAUUAGAAUUUGUGGAAAAAGAACAACUUCCACCCUGCUUAUUACAUUUGUUUGAUAAAGCUAGACCAAGGUUAUUUUAUAAUGGAUGUGUUAUAGCAGAAAUUCAUGAUAAGUAUUAUUGUGAAGACUCAAAAAAAGUAUAUCGAAUCUUAUUGCAUCCUCAUGCUUUGUCCAUUCAGAGUGAUGUGAAUCGAAUAAUUGAGAAAUGUAAGCCUGCCCAUUGUUCAUACGAACAAAGACUAAAGAUUGAAAGUGAUUUGCUGAGACUAAAUUUUCCUGUAAUGUGUAUGGAUACGGCGCCUAUUUCUGGUUUAGUUGUUCAGUUACAACACCAAUUGUUAAGUCGUCGAACCAUAAAUCUAAACCCACUAAAAAUCAAAGAUCCUUCCAACUUUGAAAUGGAUUUGUCUAAAAAAUCGCAAGACGACAGAUUACCUAAAACAGAAUUGAAUAAAUCACAAAAAUCAUCUUCAACAUCGAUGAAAAAUACUACAAAUGACAAUAUUAUUCAUCACCUUUUAUGGAAGUUUGAAUUCCGUAUCCAAACAUUUAAACUUAUCAAAUUAUACAUUUUUGUAGUAACUGAAACUCUAGAGUAUUCUAUGUUAUUGUGUAUGAACUCAACUGUUCCACGUUCUAAAAAAAUGAGGUUUAAAAUAAAUCUUGAAACAAAUAAAUUAAAAGCCUAUAUUGAUGUGAUAUUAGAAAUUCUUAAAAAAAAUGUUAAUCCUGACAUAUUAGUGGUUCGAAGAUAUAAAAGUGACGAUAAAUCAGUACCUCAGUCUAUUACAUGUGUUCCAUCAUUGUUGAAUGACAAUGUUUACGAACCUGGUUCAGCAGAUAUUUCUAAGUUUCUAGAUGAGUUGUUAGAAUUUAUACCUAAAUGUGACCCCCAAUUUGAUCAACAAAAGACUGAUGAAACAAAAGGAUAUUUAAAAGUAAAUAAAAAGGUGGAAUCAAAGAAGAAAGAUGUUAGUACAAAAUCGUUACCAAGAAAUUUAGAAAUGAAUAUGGAUCAAAAAAAGAAGAAACGAGUACAAGCUUUUGAAUCAAAAAAGUCAAUUCCUCACAAAGUUGAAUCAUCAUCAACAAGUAGAAUUUGUAAUGAUUCAAAAUCGUUAAAAAGUUCAACAACACCAAUAGAUGUUUCGUUUGGUCUUAAGUCAUUACCAAAAAAAAAACUGAGCUCAGUUGAACCAUCAGGAUUCCCAACAGGAUCAAAAUCAAAUAUUUUACUCAAUGACAGAUCCAUUAAUGUAAUUCACAAAGAAUCAGACACAAUUUCAGCUCAAGAAAUAUCAUUUGUAUCGAGUCCCAUGACUAUAUUACCAACAGUAUCAAGUCAUAUUACUGUAGUGUCAUUAGCACCUAGAUAUAAAACAAUAUUUUCAUCUGCUGCUUUAAAUACUGAUUAUCGGCUAGCAUCUAAAAAUUUAGAAAGAUUUGAAGAUCAUAGUGUGAGCAAAGAUAUUAAAUCUAUACCUGUUAUGCAAUCAAAAAAAGAUCAUACAAAGUGUUUGGGAAAAAAUGAUUUUUCACUAAAAACAUCUUUUAAUAAUAUAAACAGUAAACCACCUAACUUGGUAAGGGUAAAUUAUAAAUCAGAAUUAAGUUCUUGUGAUGCUGAAAUGGAGAAGAAUAUAACGGUUGUAAAACAUGUACAUCGUAAUUCAGUCUGUAUAAAAGGCCCAGAGACCAUUAUUAAAAAAAAGGAACUGCCUCUAAUAGCUGAUUUAACAGAAAGAACAUUUUCAAAUGAACCUAAUGUUUGUAAUGAACCUCAGGAUACUACUGCUGCAUAUUUUCAGAAAAAAACACAACGCUAUGAUGAAUUAACUACAAAUGUAGAUACUUUGUCUAACUUAAAGGUUGUAUAUCCUGUUAAUAAAUCGGUUUCAUCAUCUUCAAAAAAGUUCAAUAAUCAAGAUCAGAUGAAUGAUUUUUCAUUUCAAGAAAUAGAUUAUACUUCAUCCUCAAGUUCUAAAGAUAUCAAAUCUGCUAAGCGAAAACGACCUUCUUAAAUACAUGUAUAAUUAAUUUUUACAACUUAAUAUUUUAUUUUCCAUACCAUCUGAAUACAAUAAAGAAUAUCAAAAUAUUCUUAUUAGUACCUAUUUAAUAUUAGUUGUGAAAUGAAAUGUAUAAUAUAUAAAUUAAUUUUGCUGAAAAUUGACUUUAUUGUUGUGAGUACUUUUUUUUACGAUAAGAAAAAACAGCUUUAAUUGGUAAUUGGUAUGACCAUUUCUGGUUAUAAUUAAAGUAACUAUAAUAUUUAUUAAACUUAGUACAUACUAUUAUAAGAUUUUAAUACAUAAUUUACAAUUUAGUUUUAGACUAGUUUGACAAUUUUACAUACAUUAAUUGUAUAAACUAGUACCUCCUACCUAUGUAACAAACUUGUUUUUUAUGUAUUUACAGGUAGCCUUUUAUUAUGAAUUAAGUUUAUUGGGAAUGUGACAGUCUUGUUAAAUAUUUAAAUACUUGUAUUUAUGUACUUUUUUGGUAUUUCAAAUACUUCUUUAAGUUUUAAAAUACUUUCAAAAUACAUCUUUGUAUUUUAUUUCAGAAUACUUAAUAUUUUUUUAAACCGUCUUAUUUCAACAAACACAUAAUAUUCUUCAAAUAAUAUUUUAUAAUGCUUCUAAGAAUUUUUAAGCUUUCAUCAAAUACGCAGAUGACACAAUACUUAAAAUUAAUAUGUACCUUGCUGAAGUUUAACUUGACAAUAAAAUAGGUUUGUGACAUCUGAAAUGUUGAGCCAAUUAAAAAAUGUAUUUACUAAUUAUUUUAUUUAAAUAUUUGUAUAUUAAUAAAUUACAAAAAAUACUUGAAAAUACCUAUUUUUAAUACUUUUGAAAUACAGUAUUUGAAUACGUAUUCUGAAUACAUUUGAAAAGUAUUCUUAACAAGACUGGAAUGUAAAUGUUUACAUUUUUUCUGUAUUAGUUUAAGUUAGAAAAUUAUGAAAACUUCAAAUUAGAUUAAUUUGUUUUUAUAAAAUUUGUUCACCAAUGUGCAUGCUUACGGCUUGUCUUUAAGAUAUUGAGUUGAAUGUAGUGUAUCAUAUAUAUAUUACAAUUUGUGUAUUAGCUAACAAAAAUAAAAUUAUGAUUUUUUUUAA
Messenger RNA from Myzus persicae (green peach aphid), 6594 nucleotides. RefSeq lists its product as uncharacterized. NCBI's taxonomy places the organism in Eukaryota, Metazoa, Arthropoda, Insecta, Hemiptera, Aphididae. The record is from RefSeq and is a predicted model, not a curated record. Bases 653 to 5494 code for a protein of 1613 amino acids. Gene Ontology annotation, cellular component: SAGA complex. Gene Ontology annotation, biological process: regulation of transcription by RNA polymerase II. The transcript has 12 exons. Gene Ontology annotation, molecular function: transcription coregulator activity.